Molecule: messenger RNA, 1302 nt
Organism: Cydia splendana
Lineage: Eukaryota; Metazoa; Arthropoda; Insecta; Lepidoptera; Tortricidae
Exons: 1
Coding region: 1-1302 (433 amino acids)
Source: RefSeq, a predicted model, not a curated record
AUGCAGUUUCCUGUUGAUUCGUGGUGCUAUUUGCUGUUUUAUAUUAAUUUUCAAAAGUUAGACGGCAACUUGAAGAAACAUUUUGAAGACAAGCACGCCGAUAAAGAGUUACCCACAUUCUCGGACCUUAUAAAGUUUUUGGAAACCGAAAUACGGAUUUUGGAAUCCAGUGCGGAGCCACAGGCCGGUACGUCAGCGGGAAGGCGUAGUGGAAGUGGACAGAGCCAUGCGGUAAAGGCUCAUGCGGCAUUUGAGGGUGCGGGUUCGACGUCGUCGUGUCGACUGUGCGGAAAAAGCGGACACUUCAUUGCUAGGUGUGAAAAAUUCUUGGAAAUGAAACCUGCGGCUAGGAAGCGUGAGGUGGUAUCUCUUAGAUUGUGCUUCAAGUGCUUGAAUGGUCACAACAUUAACCAGUGCACUUAUAACAAGAACUGUUACAAGUGUAAUUCGGCUAAACACCAUUAUUUAUUACAUUUCGAUCUUCCGGCAACUGGUUCAGAUCGUGAGCAACGUUUGACUUCAAACAAUGUUGCUACAAGUGGGAAGGCUCACAGUGCUACCUCGUCCUCUCCGAGUGCUCCUAUUGUGAGUGCACCUUUGGCCAGCGACAAUCCAGGAAGUGCGGUCCCUAGAGUCACCGUACUAGUGGCAUCACAGGUCAACAAACCUGAUAUGUAUCAGCGGAAGGUGCUACUUGCGACGGCAGUAAUAAGAGUACUGGACAGCAGCGGAAACUUCCAGGAGGCGCGGGCCUUACUGGAUGGAGGAAGCGAGAGCACAUUUAUAUCGGAGUCUUGCGUGCAGAAGUUGGGCUUAAAACGGUUUAAGUCUGACGUCUCAAUCGCAGGACUGAACUGUACUCCUAUAAGCGGUUGUAGGGGGGCAGUUAAUUUAACCAUGGCACCUAGGUUGACGGAUCAGCCUGUGCUAGUGACCACGGCUACAGUCUUAAAUGAAGUUACCUAUAACUUGCCUGGAUAUUCGUUGCCGGCCCAAUUAGCGGAUAAUUAUCGAGGACUGAAUCUUGCGGAUGAACACUUCUUUGUCAGUCGACAGAUUGAUAUUUUAAUAGGCGAAGAUCUACUUGGUGAUAUUGUACUCAGCGGACGCAUUAAAAUCAACGAUCACAUUCCACGGGUGACGAAAACGGUGUUCGGCUACGUGCUGUCAGGUCCAGCCACUAUAACGGCUUCUUUAUCGGAUGCCCCGGAGAAUGUAAAUACUGUACCAUUAGCCACGAAGCGGUUCUUGGCUAUGGAAAUGCGAUUCCUCGCGAAGGGGAAUCGAGUUCACCAAUUGUGA